This is a messenger RNA of Agrilus planipennis (emerald ash borer), 2327 nucleotides long. Its product is annotated as monocarboxylate transporter 9-like. The coding region runs from base 569 to 2248 and encodes 559 amino acids. Gene Ontology annotation, biological process: transmembrane transport; monocarboxylic acid transport. NCBI's taxonomy places the organism in Eukaryota, Metazoa, Arthropoda, Insecta, Coleoptera, Buprestidae. The transcript is spliced from 8 exons. Gene Ontology annotation, molecular function: monocarboxylic acid transmembrane transporter activity. The record is from RefSeq and is a predicted model, not a curated record.
AAAUAUACGUACACAGUCCAAAAAAGAUCAACGUAUAUAUUGCCUCGCAAAGGUCAAAAAAUAAAUUUAAAUUGUGAUGAUAAAAUAAAUAAGUACGUCAACAAAAAAAAAAUGGACAGUGCGAUAAAGUGACGUGUAACUUUCGCGGAUCGCAGAAAUUUAGCAGUGAAUUUAAUUAACCACUUGAACAUUUUUUUCGCGCAAUGUAUAAAUUAGUCUCAUGGUGUAUGGUACAUUGUAAACACCACAGUAAGAACACGCGUAAAUACUAUAUUGGCACUUGACAAUAUCAACUUAACGAUAUCAGUGAGAAUAGAUUGAAACCGAUUUUAUUAUUAUUACUAAAGCCAGUUUUAGUGUCUUAGCAGUAAUCGAAAGUUGAUAUCGCAUCUUUGCGAACGCGAUACAAAAAAUCCAGAAGAUGUUUGUACAAAUAGUUUGUUGUUUAGUAGGUAGGUAAAUAGUAUUCCGGUGUAAACAUUUUACACGGCAUUCAAAUCAAAUAGAAAGAUAAAACAACCGAAAAGGUUCAAUGUGUUCGUUAUAAAAUCCAAAAAAAAAAAUUAAAAUGAGUAAUAGUGCGGAAACAGUUUUGGUGCCCCCUGAUGGAGGAUGGGGUUGGAUGAUAGUCCUUGGAGUGGCAAUUGUGCAGUUAAAUGCUCGAUCGAUGGAACAAUGUUUUGGAUUAGUAUUUGGGGACAUGUUAGACGACCUGGGUGUUCGUACAACUGGAGCUACUGUGAUAACAAGCACAAUGGACAUACUAAUCAAUUUUUCUGGUAUCCUGACCGGACCUUUAAUCAGAAAAUUUUCAUAUCGUAAAGUUACCGCAGUUGGGGCGUUAUAUGUUGGAAUCGGGCUUAUUCUAACUACAUUUGCCACAAAUGUUUCUCAUAUAAUAAUCACGUACAGUAUUAUCAAUGGUCUCGGUGCAGGCUUGACGACUUCUUCGACUUUUGUAGCCCUUAAUCGGUAUUUCGUGAAAAAGCGUGGAAGGGCUUUCGGUUAUUCUGUAGCCGGAUCAGCACUUGGAAUGGUUCUAAUACCUCAAGCAGCCCAGAUUCUGUUACACCAUUACGGAUUCCGCGGAGCGAUCCUCAUUAUGGGAGGCUUUUCACUUCACGCUCUUGUUGGAGCUUGCUUACUCCAACCAGCCGAAUGGCAUUAUGUUCCUUUAGAACAGGAAUCGCAGAAAAAGCCGAUGGAAACGAUUGCAGAAGAAGAAGGCGAUGAUGAAGAAGCGCAAACCAGAAUUUUAUUAAAUACAGAUUUAGGUCGCGUACCCAAAAAUGCGAGUGAAAAUACGUUUAAAGAUUUUGACACCUUCCAAACGAAAUUUAGAAAAAGCGCAUCAACGAAAAGUUUUGAAGGUUCGAGGAUAAAGAAUAGUGGUAGCGACCAGGAUAUGUCAGCUUAUGGUCAAAUGGACUUAACGGGAUCAACAACGUUUUUAAAUUUUGAGAGUGCAGAUGAUUUGAAAGUUGUGAAGAAACCUCGAAAACGUCACCACAGUGUCGCUGCGAUGGAUGCAUCGGUAAAACCGGAACGUACUAUUAAAGACGUUGUUCUGUCGCCAGAAUUUCAAAAAUUAAAGGAAAAGAAAAAGACUUCGAUUUGGCAGAAGGUUCACAGCUUCAUGGAUUUUGAUAUUCUUCAUGAUCCCGUCUACGUCAACUUAGUUAUAGGCUUGUCACUUUUCUACUCAUCCGAAGGAAACUUUAAGACUGUGAUACCGUUCUUCUUUAGAAACUUAGGAUACGAUACAAAAGGAGUUGCCCUAUUCUUAUCAGUUCAAUCCUUUACCGACAUCUGUGCUAGACUUAUUUUACCCUCAGUACUCGACAGAUUUAAUUUUACGAAAAGACAGCUCUUUUGGGUAGGACUAUUAUUACUAGCAUUGUCUAGAGGAGUUAUGGCUCUCCAAACAGAAUUUAUACCAAUGAUAAUCGUUCUUGCUGUGGCUGGAAUUAUUAGAGGUUUCGUGUUCAUAAACUUUCUUAUAACAAUAUCGGAAGUAGUUCCUAUUGAAAAAUUCCCAGCCGCUAUGGGAUUACAUAUGGUAAUACGAGGAUUUUUUGUAAUAUUCCUGGGCCCCCCUCUCGGAUACAUUCGUGAUGCAACGGGAAGCUAUAAGAUAUGCAUCUUUUCACAAUGUGUAUUAUUAAUAAUAGCUUUUAUUGCAUGGAGUAUUGAAUUCUUUUUGCGAAGUAAAAAGGCAAAGGCCACUGCAGCAUUAGAAGACUCCUAAUAGUCUAGUUUUUUUUAAUUGUUCCCACAUUUUAAUCAAAAUAUUUUAUACAACAAUAAACCAAAGAUUAUAUACUUUG